AUGGCUGUCACCAAGGAAGCAAAGGCCGCCAUGCAGAAGGGACGCGUCGAGAAGUCGAAGAGCAAGAAGGCCAAGCUGGAGGCUGCGCGCGCCCGCGCUGCCGUCGCGCGCGAGGCCCGCACCGGCAAGAAGGCAGCUGUUACGAAGGCGACACCCAAGAAAAGGGAGGGAGGAUUGCAUGCCAACUGGGAGAUGGUGAUGACUUACAUCUUCGGAUCUGAUGGAGAAUUUGGCGCUGACGGAUGGGCGAUGGAUCUUCUCACACUUGCGCUCGACCUACUCUGCUUGCUCCGGUGCUCGCGGUCGGUACUUAAACUCGGGUGGAGGGAUUCGGAUGGGAUUUGCGCUUUUGAUCACAUCGGAUUUCUUCUGGGUCUCGUGGGUGGGAAAUGCCUUUUCUGA
Messenger RNA from Drepanopeziza brunnea f. sp. 'multigermtubi' MB_m1, 402 nucleotides. NCBI's taxonomy places the organism in Eukaryota, Fungi, Ascomycota, Leotiomycetes, Helotiales, Drepanopezizaceae. The record is from RefSeq and is a predicted model, not a curated record.